AGGGCUGCCGGCCGGUGUGCUAUUAACUUGUAUUAUCCAAGAUGGAGGAUCGCUCAUGGUCCCUAGACUAGCACAAAAGUGGUCCUUUCCGUCCUAGUCAUAUCCUUCGUUAAGCAUAGGGGCGGAUAUAUUUUAUACAGCGUGACCUGGAAUAAACAAACUUUUACUUUUGGAUAUUUGCGUAGUGUUUUUCACAAACAUGAGCUCGGGGGAAGGAGCCGAGGAUACGGCUAAGGAGGCAGCCGAUAUCGCGGCGUUCUUCAAAUCUGAUGGCUCCUUUCCCAAAUGUGAACCCAAAAGUGAUGUAUCCAGUCAGAGAACAGGAUUUCACAGGAACGAAGAGAUGAAAGCGAUGGAGGUCUUGCCCAUUCUGAAGGAAAAAGUGGCCUUUUUAUCAGGUGGCAGAGACAAGCGCGGUGGCCCUGUAUUAACAUUCCCAUCACGUACCAACCACGACCGAAUACGGCAGGAGGACCUGCGCAGGCUCAUUGCCUACCUCGCUGGCAUCCCCAGUGAGGAUGUGUGUAAACAUGGGUUCACGGUUAUUGUGGACAUGCGUGGCUCCAAGUGGGACUCCAUCAAGCCCCUGCUGAAGAUCCUGCAGGAGUCCUUCCCGUGUUGCAUCCACGUCGCCCUCAUCAUCAAGCCCGACAACUUCUGGCAGAAGCAGAGGACCAACUUCGGCAGCUCCAAGUUCGAAUUCGAGACCACCAUGGUGUCCCUGGAGGGCUUGUCCAAAGUGGUGGACCCAUCCCAGCUGACGCCCGAUUUUGAGGGCAGCCUGGACUACAACCAUGAGGAAUGGAUCGAGAUCCGUGUGGCCUUCGAGGACUUCACAGGCAAUGCAAGGCACCUGCUGUCCCGCCUCGAGGAGAUGCAGGCCACCGUGACACGCAAAGACUUCCCACAGGACCUGGAUGGUGCGCGGCGCAUGAUUGAGGAGCAUGCUGCCCUCAAGAAGAAGGUGAUGAAGGCACCCGUGGAGGAGGUGGACGGUGAGGGCCAGUGCCUGCUCCAGCGCAUCCAGAGCAGCGAGAGCUACGCCAGCCGCACCGUUCCGGCAGCCGCUGGCCAGAGGGAGAGCCAGGGCACAGGACAGGCCAACGCUGACACGCAGGGCCUGGUGCCGCGCAUCACCACCCUGUUAGAGCAGCUGCACGCCACACAGCAGGCCCUCCAUCAGGCUUGGCACGUCCGCAAGUUGCAGCUGGACCAGUGUUUCCAGCUCCGCCUCUUCGAGCAGGACGCUGAGAAGAUGUUCGACUGGAUCAUGCACAACAAAGGCCUGUUUCUGGCAGGCUACACUGAAAUUGGCAACAAUCAUUCACAUGCCAUGGAGCUCCAGACCCAACAUAACCACUUUGCCAUGAACUGUAUGAACGUGUACGUGAACAUUAACCGCAUCAUGUCUGUGGGGAACCGGCUGCUGGAGGCCGGCCACUACGCGUCCCAGCAGAUCAAGCAGAUCUCCAGCCAGCUAGAGCAGGAGUGGAAGGCCUUUGCUGCUGCUCUGGACGAGAGGAGCACCCUGCUGGAAAUGUCUGCUGCUUUCCAUCAGAAGUGUGACCAGUACAUGAGUAAUGUGGACUCAUGGUGUAAGGCAUGUGGAGAAGUGGACUUGCCCUCGGAGCUCCAGGACCUAGAAGAUGCCAUCCACCAUCACCAGGGCCUGUAUGAACAUAUCACCACUGCCUACUCAGAGGUAAGUCAGGAUGGCAAAGCCUUGCUGGACAAACUCCAGCGGCCCCUGACGCCGGGCAGUGCUGAUUCUCUGACAGCCUCUGCCAAUUACUCAAAGGCAGUGCACCAUGUCCUGGACAUCAUCCACGAGGUGCUGCAUCAUCAGAGACAGCUGGAAAACAUCUGGCAACACCGCAAGGUGCGCCUGCACCAGCGCCUGCAGCUGUGUGUGUUUCAGCAGGAUGUCCAACAGGUGCUUGACUGGAUCGAGAACCAUGGUGAGGCGUUUCUCAGUAAGCACACGGGAGUAGGGAAGUCCCUCCACCGUGCCCGAGCACUGCAGAAACGUCACGAGGACUUUGAAGAAGUGGCCCAGAACACGUAUACCAACGCUGAUAAGCUGCUGGAGGCAGCGGAGCAGCUGGCCCAGACGGGUGAGUGUGACCCGGAGGAAAUCUACCAGGCCGCCCACCAGCUGGAGGACCGCAUCCAGGACUUUGUGAGGCGUGUGGAACAGCGCAAGGUUCUGCUGGACAUGUCUGUGGCCUUCCACACCCACGUUAAAGAGCUGUGGACGUGGCUGGAGGAGCUUCAGAAGGAGCUGCUAGAUGACGUGUAUGCUGAGUCAGUGGAAGCAGUACAGGACCUGAUCAAGCGCUUCGGCCAGCAGCAGCAGACCACCCUGCAGGUCACUGUCAAUGUCAUCAAAGAGGGCGAGGACCUCAUCCAGCAGCUCAGAGACUCGGCCAUCUCCAGCAACAAAGCCCCACACAACAGCUCCAUCAACCACAUCGAGAGUGUGCUGCAGCAGCUGGACGAGGCCCAGGCUCAGAUGGAGGAGCUCUUCCAGGAGAGAAAGAUAAAGCUGGAGCUCUUCCUGCAGCUCAGGAUUUUUGAGCGCGAUGCCAUCGAUAUCAUCUCCGAUCUGGACUCAUGGAAUGAGGAGCUGUCUCAGCAGAUGAGUGACUUUGACACUGAGGACCUCACCCUGGCGGAACAGAGGCUCCAGCACCACGCAGACAAAGCCCUCACCAUGAACAACCUCACCUUUGAUGUCAUCCACCAGGGUCAGGAGCUCCUGCAGUAUGUCAACGAGGUGCAGGCAUCCGGAGUUGAGUUGCUGUGCGACCGGGACGUGGACAUGGCCACGCGCGUCCAGGACCUGCUGGAGUUCCUGCACGAGAAGCAGCAGGAGCUGGACGCAGCGGCGGAGCAGCACCGCCGUCACCUGGAGCAGUGCGUGCAGCUGCGCCACCUACAGGCCGAGGUCAAGCAGGUCCUGGGCUGGAUCCGUAAUGGCGAGUCCAUGCUGAAUGCUGGCCUAAUCACGGCCAGUUCUCUCCAGGAAGCUGAACAGCUGCAGAGAGAGCAUGAGCAGUUCCAGCAUGCUAUUGAGAAGACCCACCAGAGCGCCCUGCAGGUGCAGCAGAAGGCAGAGGCCUUGCUGCAGGCCAACCACUACGACAUGGACGUGAUCCGCGACUGCGCCGAGAACGUGGCCUCUCACUGGCAGCAGCUCAUGCUGAAGAUGGAGGACCGCCUCAAGCUGGUCAACGCCUCCGUGGCCUUCUACAAGACCUCUGAGCAGGUGUGCAGCGUCCUGGAGAGUCUGGAGCAGGAGUACAAGCGAGACGAGGACUGGUGCGGCGGCGCAGACAAACUGGGGCCCAACUGCGAGACAGACCAUGUCACACCCAUGAUCAGCAAGCACCUGGAGCAGAAAGAGGCCUUCCUCAAGGCAUGCACGCUGGCCAGACGUAAUGCUGACGUGUUCCUGAAGUACAUGCAUCGGAACAGCGUCAACAUGCCAGGGAUGCUGAGUCAUGUCAAAGCACCUGAGCAGCAGGUUAAAAACAUUUUAAAUGAGUUGCUGCAAAGGGAGAAUCGUGUCUUGCACUUCUGGACCAUGAGGAAGAGACGGCUGGAUCAGUGUCAACAGUAUGUGGUGUUUGAGCGCAGUGCCAAACAGGCCCUUGAGUGGAUCCACGACACCGGUGAGUUCUACCUGAGCACACACACAUCCACGGGCUCCAGCAUCCAUCACACACAGGAACUGCUGAAGGAGCAUGAGGACUUCCACAUCACAGCCAAGCAAACCAAAGAGCGGGUGAAGCUGCUCAUCCAGCUGGCUGAUGGCUUCUGUGACAAAGGCCACGCCCACGCCGCCGAGAUCAAGAAGUGGGUGACGGCAGUGGACAAGCGCUACCGCGACUUCUCCCUGCGCAUGGACAAAUACCGCAUGUCACUGGAGAAAGCUCUCGGCAUCUCCUGUGAUUCCAACAAAGCUAGUAAGGACCUGCAACUGGACAUUAUUCCUGCCAGUACCCCAGGGUCAGAGGUCAAACUGAGGGAUGCAGCCCAUGAGCUGAACGAGGAGAAGCGAAAGUCUGCCCGCAGGAAGGACUUCAUUAUGGCUGAGCUGAUUCAAACUGAGAAAGCCUAUGUGAGGGACUUGAGGGAGUGUAUGGAUACAUAUCUAUGGGAAAUGACCAGUGGUGUGGAGGAGAUCCCGCCAGGAAUCGUCAAUAAAGAGCAUAUCAUUUUUGGCAACAUGCAGGACCUCUAUGAAUUCCACCACAACAUCUUUCUAAAAGAGCUGGAGAAGUAUGAACAGCUUCCAGAGGAUGUGGGUCACUGUUUUGUGACCUGGGCUGACAAGUUUCAGAUGUAUGUGAACUACUGCAAAAACAAACCAGACUCCACUCAGCUCAUACUUGAGCUUGCUGGCUCCUACUUUGAUGAGAUCCAGCAGAGGCACCGCCUCGCCAACUCAAUCUCUUCAUACCUGAUCAAACCAGUGCAGAGAAUAACCAAAUACCAGCUGCUACUCAAGGAACUCCUGACAUGUUGCGAGGAGGGCAAAGGAGAAAUCAAAGAUGGCUUGGAAGUCAUGCUCAGUGUACCUAAGCGAGCCAACGAUGCCAUGCAUCUCAGCAUGCUGGAAGGUUUUGAUGAGAACAUCGAGUCUCAGGGAGAGCUCAUCCUGCAGGAAUCAUUCCAGGUGUGGGAUCCUAAGACUCUGAUCAGAAAGGGUAGAGAGCGUCAUCUCUUCCUGUUUGAGAUGUCUCUCGUGUUCAGCAAGGAGGUCAAAGACUCCAACGGCAGGAGCAAGUACAUCUACAAGAGCAAGUUGUUUACCUCAGAGUUGGGUGUCACUGAACAUGUGGAGGGGGACCCAUGUAAAUUUGCCCUCUGGGUAGGACGGACACCAACCUCAGACAACAAGAUUGUACUUAAGCUAAGUCAGGGAUGCAAACAUGGAGCUAUGGCCUCCAGUAUUGAGAACAAACAGGACUGGAUCAAACACAUUCGUGAGGUGAUUCAGGAGCGCACAGUUCACCUCAAGGGGGCGCUGAAGGAGCCCAUCCACAUCCCCAAGCCUUCCACAACCAAACACAAGGGUCGCAGGUACAAUCCCAGAGAUGGAGAGGACCUGGACAGUCAGGGUGACGGCAGCAGCCAGCCGGACACCAUCUCCCUGGCCUCCCGCACCUCUCAGAACACGCUGGACAGUGACAAGCUAUCUGGAGGCUGCGAGCUGACAGUGGUCAUCCAUGACUUCAUGCCGGCGAACAGCAACGAGCUGCUGGUGCGUCGAGGGCAGACGGUGGAGGUGCUGGAGCGGCUCCAUGACAAGCCGGACUGGUGUCUGGUGCGCACCACGGACCGCUCGCCUGCCCAGGAGGGCCUGGUGCCCUGCGCCACCCUCUGCCUGGCCCACUCCCGCAGCAGCAUGGAGAUGGAGGGCAUCUUCAACCACAAGGACACCCUGUCUGUGUGCAGCAACGAUGCCAUCCUCCCGGGCUCCUCAGCCACACUGCAGCCAAGCCACGUGAUGGGCUCACACAGCUCACCAGGGCCCAAACGACCAGGCAACACACUGCGCAAGUGGCUGACGAGCCCCGUGCGGCGGCUCAGCAGCGGCAAGGCCGACGGCCAUGUCAAGAAGUUGGCUCACAAGCACAAGAAGAGCCGCGAUGUCCGCAAGAGUGCCGACGUGGGCUCGCAGAAGGACUCGGACGACAGCGCUGCCACACCGCAGGACGAGACGCUGGAAGAGAGGGUGCGCCACGAGGGCCUGAGCAGCGGCACACUGUCCAAGUCGUCCUCGUCGGGCAUGCAGAGCUGUGGAGAGGAGGAGGGCGAGGAGGGUCCCGACGCCGUGCCCCUGCCCCCGCCCAUGGCCAUCCAGCAGCACAGCCUGCUUCAGCCUGACCCCCAGGACGACAAGACGUCAUCGCGUCUCUCAGUACGGCCACCCAGCUCAGAGACUCCCAGCGCUGCUGAAUUAGUCAGUGCCAUUGAAGAGCUGGUCAAAAGUAAGAUGGCUCUGGAGGACCGGCCAAGUUCUUUGUGUGUGGAGCAGGGAGACAGCAGCAGUCCAUCCUUCAACCCUUCAGACAACUCCCUCCUCUCAUCUUCCUCCCCCAUCGAUGAGUUGGAUGAGCGCAAGACGACCUUCCUCAAGAAACGCCACUAUGUACUGCUGGAGCUGAUUGAGACAGAGAGGGACUAUGUGAGGGAUCUUGGUUUGGUUGUUGAGGGCUAUAUGGCCAGGAUGAGGGAAGAAGGUGUACCUGACGACAUGAAAGGAAAAGACAAGAUUGUGUUCGGCAACAUCCACCAGAUCUAUGACUGGCACCGAGAUUUCUUUCUGGGAGAGCUGGAGAAAUGCCUUGAAGACCCUGAUCAUCUGGGCUUGCUGUUCAUGAAGCAUGAGCGGAGGUUGCACAUGUACAUCGUUUACUGCCAGAACAAACCCAAAUCAGAACACAUUGUCUCAGAGUACAUUGACACCUACUUUGAGGACCAGAAGCAGCGUCUGGGACACAAGCUGCAGAUUACUGACUUGCUCAUCAAACCAGUGCAGAGAAUCAUGAAGUACCAGCUGCUGCUCAAGGAUUUCCUCAAGUUUUCCAAAAAAGCUGGACUGGACUCACUGGAUUUAGAGAAAGCAGUGGAGGUCAUGUGCAUUGUACCAAAGCGAUGUAAUGACAUGAUGAAUGUGGGCCGACUCCAGGGAUUUGAUGGAAAGAUAGUCGCCCAGGGUCGUCUGCUCUUGCAGGACACCUUCAUGGUGUUCGAUUCUGAUGGAGGCCUGCUGGGCAGGAUGAAGGAGAGAAGAGUCUUCUUGUUUGAGCAGAUUGUUAUUUUCAGUGAGCCUUUAGAUAAGAAGAGAGGUUUCACCAUGCCUGGCUUCCUGUAUAACAACAGCAUCAAGGUGAGCUGUCUGGGGCUGGAGGACAGUGUCGAUGGUGACCCCUGUAAGUUUACUCUGACAUCCAGAAUGUCCACGGGCAGCACGGAGGCCUUUGUCCUGCACUCCUCCCACCCUGGGGUACGACAGGUCUGGACCUUGCAGAUCAGCCAGAUCUUGGAAAGCCAGCGCAACUUUUUCACUGCAGCUCUGACUUCUCCCAUCGAGUACCAGAAGAACCAUGUGGGAGGGAGUGGGAGUGUUUCAGUGGGCUCUGCGGGUGGUGCCCACGCUGGCACUGGUGGAGGGCAGGGCAUUGUUCCUGGGGGUGGAGGUAUCGGCCCAGCUGGAUCGGGCCCCCGCUCACGCCCCUCCCGCAUCCCCCAGCCCUCCCGCCUGCCUCAGCCUCUUCGCCACCACUCUCCCGCUCUGGGCCCCGGAACUAGCGACCCAGACGGCCCUGAAAAAAUAUCAGGUAUGCCUCAGCGGCCCCUCUCUGGGGGCCCCCCACCCUCAUGCACUGCAGACCCCGACACGAGUCGAGACCCUGCCAGGCCGAAGGUGUUGGACAGUCCUCAGACCAAACGGGGCGAGCCUGCGGACAGCAUUUCCAAAGAGACCCGGGACGGCCAAGUCCCAUCACAGAUUCCCCGAGCCACAGUGCCUCCCCUGGCACUGGUCAAACCCAGGCCAGGCCCCUCCACCUUGAUGCCCACCCCUGUGGCCACGCCAGUCCUCAAAGACAACCUCCCGCCCUGCAGCCCAGGGCCUAAAACUGGGGGCUCUACCACGCCCUCUUCCACCGCCUCUUUUUGGAGCUCCAUGCCAGGCUCCCCAGCUAGCCGGCCCAACUCUUUCACGUUCCCCGGGGAGAUGUGCGAAUCGCUGGGCCGGCAGAACCUGAACCAAAGCCAUCGGCACUCCACCCACAGCAAAGAUGCAGACCGCAUGAGCACCUGCUCCUCUGCCAGCGAGCACUCGGUCCAGUCCACCCAAAGCAACGGGAGUGAAAGCAGCAGCAGCAGCAACAUUUCCACCAUGCUCGUGACACAGGACUACGUGGCCCUGAAGGAGGAUGAGAUAAAUGUGUGUCAGGGGGAGGUGGUGCAGAUUCUGGCCUCCAACCAGCAGAGUAUGUUCCUGGUGUUCCGUGCCGCCACGGAGCAGAGCCCCGCCGCCGAGGGCUGGAUCCCCGGCUAUGUGCUGGGCCACACCUCCACCAGCAUCCCGGACACCCCAGAGGGAACCAUCAAGAAAUCAUCUUCCUGGCACACAUCCCUGCGUAUCCGUAAGAAGUCGGAGAAGAGAGAGAAGGAGGGGAAGAAGGAGGGCAAGAUAGAAAAUGGUUACAGGAAGUCCAAUAAGGUUUCUGUAAAGCUUCUAAACCCUAAUUACAUCUAUGAUGUUCCCCCAGAGAUCCUGAUCCCGCUUAGUGACAUGACCUGUGAUAAGGGCGAGUGUGUCACACUCAGGUGUAAGUUGUGUGGCCGCCCCAAAGCCAGCAUCACUUGGAAGGGACCUGAGCACAACACCCUAACCAACAAUGGCCACUUCAGCAUAGCCUGCAGUGAGACUGGUGAGGCCACGCUGCGCAUUGUGGGUGUGGCCUCAGAGGAUGACGGCAUUUACACAUGUAUUGCCACGAAUGAUGUAGGGAGUGUGACAUCAUCCGCCAGUCUCAGAGUGCUGGGUACCUCCAGUGAUGGAGUCCGGGUCAUGUGGAAAGACAACUUUGAGUCUUUCUACACUGAAGUAGCAGAACUGGGGAGGGGCCGGUUUGCUGUGGUGAAGAGGUGUGACCUGAAGGGAUCCAAACGGACUGUAGCUGUCAAACUGGUCAAUAAGAAACUAAUGAAACGUGAUCAGGUCACCCAGGAGCUCAGCAUCUUAAAAAAGCUCCAGCAUCCUCACAUAGUCUGCCUACAGGACACUUUUGAGACCCCCAGCAGUUAUGCACUGGUUCUAGACAUGGCUGAUCAGGGCCGUCUGCUGGACUACAUCGUCAGUUGGGGGAACCUCACUGAAGAGAAGGUGGCUUUUUACCUGCGGGACAUUUUAGAAGCUUUGCACUACCUGCAUAACUGCAGGAUAGCCCAUCUUGAUGUCAAGCCUGAAAACCUGUUGGUGGAUCAGGGCUCCUCUCAGCCCACGGUGAAGCUUACGGAUUUUGGGGAUGCAGUACAGCUGAAUUCCGCCCAUUACAUUCACCCUCUCCUUGGCAGUCCAGAAUUUGCUGCCCCCGAGCUGGUUCUCGGGGACCCUGUCUCUCUAACCUCUGACCUCUGGAGCCUCGGGGUGGUCACCUAUGUGAUGCUGAGUGGGGCGUCGCCCUUUCUGGACGAGAGCGUUGAGGAGACGUGCCUGAACAUCUGCCGGCUGGACUUCAGCUUCCCUGAUGACUACUUCCAGGGCGUGAGCCAGGAGGCGCGGGACUUUGUGCGGCUGCUGCUGCGUCUGGAGCCUUCUCGGCGCCCCCCAGCCGCUGCCUGCAUCCAGGAGCCCUGGCUGAGGCCGGGGGGCAACCGUUGCUCGGCUGAGUGCAUCGACACCUCCAGACUCAUCUCCUUCAUAGACCGGCGCAAACACCAGAAUGACCUGCGACCGCUAGGAGGCAUCAGGGCUUUUCUGCACAGCAGGCUCCACCCUAGGAUCUGAGCAGAGAAAUGCAUCAAAUCAUCUCAUCCUCUUUCAGUGGCCAGGUGCUAUGUGUUGGAAGCUUUCGUUCCCCAGCCAAUUGAGUUGUGUGGAAACUACCACCUUAGUCAAUCAGAGCCACGUAGAACACAAUUCAACAACGAGCGAUAUCUGUGGAUAAGUUGUGUUUACCCAGUCUUAUGCUGCUGACUGGUUUAAAAUUUUAAGGACUUAAAAUUUAAGGAUUCUAUCAGUGGAAUACAUAUAAACUGUUUCAGUGAUUGCCUGAUGAAUGAAGCCACAAUGACUACUUUGUGUGUAAAGUGCACCUGCACAACACUGGCAGAGCUCUUCUGGGAAGAAAGCGAUGCAAACUUUUUUCCCCCAUUUAGCCUGAGCCAGAGGGAACAAGUUGUUCUUUAGCGCUUUUACAGUAUUGAACUCCAAACCUGGGGAGGCUUCCUUUAAGUAACUUUUAAAAAGAAAAUGAGAAAAUAUGAAGCUGAUGAUAUCUACAAAUUUUCAGGUACAAUUUUGAGAGAACACUAAAUAAUUAAACAAAAAAAGAUACCUAAUAAAGGAAAUGGAAAGGAUUUGAAUCUGCACAGAAUGGACUGAGCUUGGCACAUGCAGAUCAAACGUGAGGGCAGUUUCUUUCGAAUCAUUUAAACAGAAAUCAAAGCUUGUUGGUCACAUAGCUUAAAAAGUUGCUUAGUCAAACAACUAUGAUCAUGUCACAUUUAAUUUUGAAGUGCUGCAAGAAAAUUAAAUUUUUAACUUUGCUUUAACUAGAGCAAAUUGUGUUGUGCAAUUUAAAGAUGUAUAAGCCUUACUUUGUACAUAGUCUGUGUCUGCCAUUUUUUAGUUUUCUUUUCUUUUUUUUUCUUUUUUUAAUGCUGUAUGUUCACAAAGACUAUCCCAGGAUGGGGGAACCCCAGCGGAAGAUAGCCAUAGGGCAGCAGACAUGAACUCAAGAGGAAGACUGAAUACUGUAAAUGCACUCAUUGUAUUAUGUUUCAGAUUGUUAUUAUGUGCAAUGUUGCAGCUUCAACAGUUUAUGCAACUAUUUAUGAAGACAUUUGUUGUACCUGUAAUAAAUAUAUAGACAAGCAUGUACUUGGUACUGCAAGUCCUACUGUUAAUUGUGUUUAUUUAACCUGGAUGAUAUCCUUAGUUUUGAGUAUUAUUUUUCCCUGUCUCACCACAGGGUAAUUGUCUACAUGGCACUUAUAUGUUUUUGUCACUUUUUGGUUGUCAUUACUGUUAUACCAAAGCUCAACUAGCUUUAUGACUUUUGUUUCCCCUGCGUUUUUCCAUUUUAAGCCAUGACGGGUUGUUUACGUGUAAUUACCAUUAGCUUUUUAUCUUCAAGUUUGGACAUUUCCAAGAUACUAUUGUCAUUUCACAGAAUAUACAUUUGUUUUUCUGCACAUUAGUUGCAUUUGAGACCAUAUUCCCAUAAAAAAAUGUAACCCCUAGCAGUCUUGGUGAUUUUUCAUGCUUUCUUGUGAUGGCAAGAGACCCUUGAUAUAAAUGUGAAGCCUUUAAAUUAUGAUAUUUAUAUAAUAUCUCACCAUUACAGAUAGCUUUUAUACAAAUGUAGGUCAAAGGCCUUGGAUAGUUUUUUUGGUGGCACAUUGGCUUGAAAAAAUUUUUUUUUCGACAAUUUUACAAAGUAACAGUAGUGUCAGCUCUGAAAAGAGUCUUCUCUCUAGCAGCUGUCCAGUGGUCUGCAGCCUACACUUAACUGCCACUCAUCUGUAGAGCCCAGAGAUCCCUGCAUCCCCACAUUCAGCUUCACAGAAUGUGGGGAGAGGACAGAAGCUUUCCAGUAGGAGGGGAUGUGGUGGAUUCAUCUGUAUAGUCCGAUAUCUUCUUUCUUUUUUUGUAAUUUAUUUGUCAUUGUAAAGUUGUACAGACACCGUAUAUCAAAAGUAGGACUGGAUGCAUUUUAAGGUUCUGUCACUGACCUUACUUUAGUUCCAAGCUCAUUGUAUUAAUGUAAGUAUCAUUUUUCAUUUUUGUUUCAAUUAUUUUAUACUUUUGCAUGUAUAUUUCUUUGUACAGAGCCCAUAAGUGUUUACGCAGUAUGUGCUGUAAAUAUUUUCAGUUUUGCCAUCGGUCAUUUUGAAAUUAAACAUACAGAACAUUC
Electrophorus electricus (electric eel) is the source of this 11663-nucleotide messenger RNA. RefSeq names its product trio Rho guanine nucleotide exchange factor a (gene trioa). The record is from RefSeq and is a predicted model, not a curated record. Gene Ontology annotation, cellular component: cytoplasm; extrinsic component of membrane. Gene Ontology annotation, biological process: protein phosphorylation; axon guidance. Gene Ontology annotation, molecular function: ATP binding; protein kinase activity; guanyl-nucleotide exchange factor activity. Lineage: Eukaryota; Metazoa; Chordata; Actinopteri; Gymnotiformes; Gymnotidae.